AUGUCUGACGAAAAAGGUGGCUCUCCUCUUCACACCGUUGGUUUCGACCCAAGAUUUCCAAAUCAAAAUCAAACUAGACACUGUUGGCAAUCAUAUGUGGACUACCACAAGUGUAUUAACAUGAAGGGUGAAGAGUUUGCUCCUUGCAAGGUUUUCUGGAGAACUUACUCCUCCCUAUGUCCAGUUGACUGGGUUGACAAGUGGGAUGAACAGAGAGAAAAAGGUAUCUUUGCUGGUGAUAUCCAACCAUGA
Zygosaccharomyces rouxii is the source of this 252-nucleotide messenger RNA. RefSeq names its product cytochrome c oxidase subunit VIb (gene COX12). The record is from RefSeq and is a predicted model, not a curated record. Lineage: Eukaryota; Fungi; Ascomycota; Saccharomycetes; Saccharomycetales; Saccharomycetaceae. Gene Ontology annotation, cellular component: mitochondrion; respiratory chain complex IV. The transcript has a single exon. The coding region runs from base 1 to 252 and encodes 83 amino acids.